UCACUGAUGAUCUCCCAUUGGAAGACUUACUAGUACUUGAACUACAUGUAAGUGCUUGUCUUUCUCAAGGAAGGUAUGCCACGUAUUGAUUUGGCGUUUUGUCGACAAAACAUUUUUAAAAAAUCUUGUUUGCGUCGUAUGCAUGCUGAGGGCUUAACCAAACUUCCAACCGCAAUCGUCUGAAGAUUGUACCCGAUCUGGACAAACUAUGACGAGAAAACAAGAUUUUCGCCCGUUACGCCACAGCGUCCCUACAUUCCGAGUCAAGCAAGCCUGUCUACUGCUAGCCAUCGCCUGUUACGUUGUUAUUCUCUUCUGUCUACUGGAGACUUACUACGGAGACUACAUUGCCUUAAGAAACCUUGGAGAAAGCCGUCCUGUGGGAAGACAGAGCUCAGCCUGGUUCCUAGAUGCACAUCACUCAACUCCCAUCAUGCAACCGCCAAUACAAAAAUACGUCAUCAACCGGGAAAUUCCAGUCCUCCUGACCAAAAGUCACGUGACUUUCAGCAAAUACGAGCGCCUCAAACGAUACAGACCACCCUACGGUUGGGCCAAUGUUUCAUGGGAAGAUGUUACGUCUGCUGUACAGCAUUUCAACGGCACGGUUCAUCGGUCGCUAUUCAACGUGUCGCAAGGCGGCGCACCUGUACGGUGUGCAGUUGUUGGAAACGGCGGGAAUCUUAGGGCGUCUGGGAAAGGGAAAGAAAUAGACUCCCAUGACUACAUCUUCAGGAUGAAUGCUGCUAUUGUGAAGGGUUUUGAGAAGGACGUCGGAAGGCGGACGUCUUUCUACUUCCACUCCGUCACGACCCUGAAAAGUUCCCUCAUCUCCGCCAGGAAAUACGGCUUUGUUCAAGUGCCAAACACAACGGAGACGAUUUACGUUGACAUCCCUACUCUAGAGAGGGACUACUUGUUUAUGGAUGCCAUGUUGUCCUGGAAACCUGUUCAGAAGGGUGAAGACACCAGUGAAUCCCACAGACCGCCAGGGCUGUUCGGUGAGAGACCGAAGGCAAGCCGGUUCAGAAUGAUCCACCCUGACUUCCUAUCAUAUCUGAAAUACAGGUGGCUGAACUCCACGUUUGGAUACGGGCGUUACCAGCGGAUCUACCGCCCGUCUACCGGCGCUGUGGCCCUCCUCACGGCCCUGCACGUCUGCGACGUCACCGACGCGUACGGCUUCAUCACACAAACAUGGCGGAACUACACUAGCCACUACUACGAAGACACCUUCCGAACAUUCGUGUUAGUGGCCAAUCAUGAUUUCGAGAUGGAGAUCAAGUUGUGGGACGACUUAGAUAGAGCUGGGAUCAUCAGUUUGUAUCGAGGAAAUAUAACGGGACGGUAGGUUAGGUUAAUCUCAAUCUCCGGUAAGAAAAUUGAUUUGAUUUAUUGAAAUCGUAAUAAUACAAUACACGUGGGACAAUGGCAGCUGUUGCUGGUGUUGUGUCCCACACAUAGAAACAAAUACUCACUUGAAGGGAAGUGAGGAAAGUCGUGUAAAGUGCCUUUUGCAAGGGCACAAGAUCGGUGGCAUGUCAGGACUCGAACUCGGGACCUCUUGGUUCCAGGUCGAGCACCCUGUCGUUUUACUGACCCAUAAAAAUUUCGUGUUUAUUGGAUGAUAGAAGGACGCCAAAGAAUUGUGCAAAGGUAAAUAGAAGUCACUUGCGACUAAAUUUACAUAAUAUCAACCUGUGUUUCUCUCGUUCUCAAUUAGGCCAUGUUGAUUUGAUUAUAUGGAUGACAUCCG
Messenger RNA from Branchiostoma belcheri (Belcher's lancelet), 1756 nucleotides. Its product is annotated as alpha-N-acetylgalactosaminide alpha-2,6-sialyltransferase 2-like. Bases 209 to 1351 code for a protein of 380 amino acids. The transcript has 7 exons. Lineage: Eukaryota; Metazoa; Chordata; Leptocardii; Amphioxiformes; Branchiostomatidae. The record is from RefSeq and is a predicted model, not a curated record. Gene Ontology annotation, molecular function: sialyltransferase activity.